Hemiscyllium ocellatum (epaulette shark) is the source of this 1525-nucleotide messenger RNA. RefSeq names its product chromosome 21 C9orf78 homolog (gene c21h9orf78). The transcript is spliced from 9 exons. The record is from RefSeq and is a predicted model, not a curated record. Gene Ontology annotation, biological process: mRNA splicing, via spliceosome. Bases 124 to 993 code for a protein of 289 amino acids. Gene Ontology annotation, cellular component: spliceosomal complex. Lineage: Eukaryota; Metazoa; Chordata; Chondrichthyes; Orectolobiformes; Hemiscylliidae.
AGUCUGCUAUGUCCGUCCUGCAAAACCUCCCCCCGCUGUUAGUACGUCGUGCAAAUCGAUGUGAUUGAAGGGUUUCGAAAAUAAAUUGUGUUUAAGGAAAAAGAAGGUUGUAUUGGAUCCAAAAUGCCGGCGGGGAAAAGCUACCGCAGGAGGAGAGACGAGGAGUCGGAUGAGGAGGAUGAGCAGAGGGUGGUGGAGGUCAGGUCAAAACUAGACGAAUUGAAGGAAAUCCAGAGUCUGAGGAGAAGGCAAAAUGGAGUGAGUGCUGCUGCCCUGCUGGUUGGGGAACAAGCACCAGAAGAAACAUCAACUGUGGACGACCCUUUUAAACUGAAGACUGGUGGUAUGAUUGAUAUGAAGAUGAUAAAGGAUAAAAAGCGGGAAAGGGUUGAAGAAGAGGACACAGAUUUAAACCUGGGCACAUCAUUUUCAGUGGAGACCAAUCGACGGGAUGAGGAUGCUGACAUGAUGAAGUACAUCGAGACGGAACUAAAACGGAGGAAGGGAAUCCUGGAGAAUGAAGAACAGAAGGCAAAGGUCAAAAACCCAGAGGACCAACUGUAUGAGUUGCCUGAUAACAUCAACGUUUCAUCUGCCAAGCGCACAGAAGAAAUGCUAUCCAAUCAGAUGCUGAGUGGAAUUCCUGAAGUGGAUUUGGGUAUUGAUGCAAAAAUAAAGAACAUUAUCAGCACAGAAGAGGCAAAGGCCCAGCUCCUGGCAGAACAACGUAACAAAAAGAAGGACAACGGUACUUCUUUCGUACCCACCAACAUUGCAGUCAAUUAUGUUCAACACAACCGGUUUUACCGGGAGGAAUUGCACGCGCCUGCAAAACGCAAUAAAGAGGAAGCCAAACCUCGGCCCUUGAGAGUGGGAGACACUGACAAACCAGAGCCUGAACCAUCUCCUCCAAAUCGUAAACGUCCUUCCAAUGAAAAGGCGACAGAUGAUUACCAUUAUGAAAAGUUCAAGAAAAUGAGCAGAAGGUACUGAGGGGGCUGCCCAAUAUUCUGUUUCUUUUUAAAUUGACAACAGUACCCGCGUCCUCUACUGAUGUGGAAAUGAGACUGAUGAGUUUAAAACUGUUUGUGGGCAAGAACUUAGCAGUGCUUCGACUUUCAGGUCUGAACCAACGUCAUUGUUUUUCUAAAGUUAAGCUACAGAAGAAAUGAAAACCUAUAGCACGUUGUGGUACAAAAAAGAUACUAGUGUAAGAGGGAACAACUUCAGUCAUUUGUGAAUUUAUCUUGGCUGUCCCACUCUGGUUCAUAUUCAUUUCUACUUCUGAAUCCUGUAAAAAGCUCAAUUGGAAGAAUAUACAGUGGUCAAUGAGCAUUUUAAAAGGCCGUUGUCACCUUCCAUUUGUAAGUCUUCCAGUGACAGCACUUUUAAAAACUGGAUUACAGUAGUUGUAAUGUAUAUUGACACAUUGCAGCUCCAAUCCUAAAUUCACUCAUUCAUCUUCAAAACUGCUGAAUAAGAUAUUUUGAUCUGUUAACUCGCUAUGUGUCACAGAUUGAAUCUU